Pristis pectinata (smalltooth sawfish) is the source of this 2465-nucleotide messenger RNA. Its product is annotated as polymeric immunoglobulin receptor-like. The transcript is spliced from 11 exons. Bases 123 to 2357 code for a protein of 744 amino acids. NCBI's taxonomy places the organism in Eukaryota, Metazoa, Chordata, Chondrichthyes, Rhinopristiformes, Pristidae. The record is from RefSeq and is a predicted model, not a curated record.
CUCGGACUGUGCACUCAGAUACUCCCCUAUCUAUGAACAAGUUCUGCAUGAGCUGAUUCAUCUGUGGCUCUGAUUCACAUACCCAGUGCUGCUGGAGUGUUUGCACAGUGCUCACGCUCAACAUGAAUAGUAAUAUUUUGCUUCCGGAACAAAGAGCCCAGCAACUGACAUGUUCUGGCCUGGUCUCCCCGAAUAAAACAAUGUGGAUUCCGAUUCUUCUCAUGUGUUCCCUGCCCGUUUCAGGUGCGUUGUCGGCAGCGAAAUAUGUGAAAGGAGUUGUGGGAAGAGCGAUCACAAUCGAUUGUCACUAUACAGAUGGGUACCGCUCACACACAAAGUAUUGGUGCCGUGGGUGGGAUCGCCAGUGUUCAGUUAUCGUGGAAACAAACUGGCAACACGGACGGAGGGGAAGAGUGUCAAUCACAGAUAACCCGGCACGGGGAUUAUUUACUGUUACUGUGGAGGAUCUUCACUCUGGAGAUACAGGAUGGUACAGCUGUGGAAUUACAACACCUGGCAAUGAUUCAAUGUUUUCCGUACACCUACGAGUAUCUGACGAACCCGCGUCUGUUCCUCUGCUUGGAUUUCUGUCACUGGCAAAUGCCUCAUAUUGUGAGGAUUCAGUGACAGUGUCCUGUGAGUCUGUCCAAGGAUCCCUUCCCAUUGCUUAUGCAUGGUAUCAAAAGACUCCAUCGGUGGAUUCAAAGAUCUCAAAUACCAAUAAACUAGAUCUACAUUGUCAAUCCUUGAAAGACCAACAUUAUCAGUAUUAUUGUACAGCCUCAAACGUUAAUGGAAUAAAAUCCAGUAAAAUGGUCAAUGUGUCCAUCUCCAAUAAUGUCAGCAACUGCAGAAAUGUGAUUGAAGUCAACAGCGUGGUUUCAGGUGCGUUGUGGGCAGAGAAAUAUGUGAGAGGAGUUGUGGGAAGAGCGAUCACAAUCGAUUGUCACUAUACAGAUGGGUACCGCUCACACACAAAGUAUUGGUGCCGUGGGUGGGAUCGCCAGUAUUCAGUUAUCGUGGAAACAAACGGUCAACACGGACGGAGGGGAAGAGAGUCAAUCACAGAUAACCCGGCACGGGGAAUAUUUACUGUUACUGUGGAGGAUCUUCACUCUGGAGAUACAGGAUGGUACACCUGUGGGAUUACAACACCUGGCCUGGAUCCGAUGUUUACCGUACAUCUAGUGGUAUCUGACGAAGCCGUGUCUGUUCCUGUGCUUGGAUUUCUGUCACCAGCAAAUGCCUCACGUCUCGGGGGCUCAGUGUCAGUGUCCUGUGAGUCUGUCCAAGGAUCCCUUCCCAUUCAGUACACCUGGUAUGAAAAGACCCCGCCUGUGGAUUCAAAGGUCUCGAACACCAGUGAACUGGAUCUACAUUGUCAAACCUUCAAACACCGACACCAUCAAUAUUACUGCACAGCCUCAAAUAAUCGUGGAGCAGGUUCCAGUGAAAUGGUCAACGUGACGGUCUUCAAGACAACAGGGAACUGCAGUUAUGGGAUAGAAAUCAAUGGCACCCUUUCAGGUGGAUUGUGGGCAGAGAAAUAUGCGAAAGGAGUUGUGGGAAGAGCGAUCACAAUCGAUUGUCACUAUGCAGCAUGGUACCGCUCACACACAAAGUAUUGGUGUCGUGUGAGGGGUCAACUGUGUACAGAGUUAGUGCAAACAACGGGGCAAAAUGGUCAGUACAGAAGAGGGUCAAUGACUGAUAACCCAACACGAGGAACAUUCACUGUUACAAUGGAGAAUGUUGUUUCUGAAGAUACGGGAUGGUACAGAUGUGGAAUUACAACACCUGACAAACACCCAAUCUUUGAUGUACAUCUGCAGGUAUCUGAUGAACCCUUGUCUGUUCCUGUGCUUGGAUUUCUGUCACCAGCAAAUGUCUCACAUUGUGAGGACUCAGUGACAGUGACUUGUGAGUCUGCCCAGGGAUCCCUUCCCAUUACCUAUGCAUGGUAUGAAAAGACUCUGUCAGUGGUUUCAAACAUCUCAAAUACCAGUAAACUGGAUCUACAUUGUCAAUCCUUGAAAGACCAACAUUAUCAGUAUUAUUGCACAGCCUCAAACGUUAAUGGAACAAAGUCCAGUAAAAUGGUCAAUGUGUCCUUCUCCAAUAAUGUCAGCAACUGCAGAAAUGUGAUUGAAGUCAACAGCGUGGGUUUGAAGUAUUUUUGUGAAACGUUUAUGACAGAAUCAACAACAACUGCACAAGGUUACAUGAUAUGGAGUGUGGGGCGUUGGGUGCUUUUCGCUCUGCUGGUGAUCUGGAGUAUCUCAGUCACAUGGUUCACGAGAGACACUAAGAGAAGCAAUGAAUCAGUUCCUCAGAGUACGACCCAUGAGGUAAAAUGAAGGUUCCCAGAUUGCACGAACUGUGAGGGAAUUUUGCACCAAUCAAAUAUUCAUCAUUCUUCCCACUUUGCGCAGCUUUUAACAAUUGUCGAGAAUUAACGUCUCUUG